Molecule: messenger RNA, 2911 nt
Organism: Zea mays
Lineage: Eukaryota; Viridiplantae; Streptophyta; Magnoliopsida; Poales; Poaceae
Exons: 6
Coding region: 172-2703 (843 amino acids)
Source: RefSeq, marked validated
CGCAGCGCCGAGCCCUAGUCCGCCGGUCCAGCGAGGCAGAAAGUUGAUACCGCUUUGGCGUCUUCCCUAUGGAACAUCUUCCCUCAACACUAGCAUGGAUCUGCAGUGCGUAGCAUGAGUUUGCAUGCACGUUUGGCUUUUGUUCGUCAUUGAGGCUGGUGCACUUCUAUAAUGGGUUCACGAUCAAAGAACGAAGAUGACAAGGCUCUUGUCUUGUGCCAGGAAAGAAAACGAUUUGUUAGAGAAGCUCUUGACGGGAGAUGUGCUUUUGCAGCUACUCAUUUCGCUUAUAUUCAGUCACUGAGGCACACGGGAUUUGCUCUGAGAAAAUUCGUAGAGCCUGAAGUGCCGACAGAUUCGUCACUGUUCACAUCAACAUCUGCCACUCCAGAGCCUCCUACAAUCAUGCAGAAACCGAUGACCAUAUCUCCAUCCCUUUCACAUCAUGCUAGUGACUCUUUCUCCCCAGUUCCCUCACCAUUAUCUUCAGGACGUUUCCAUGUUAAUCAUAUGAAAGCUGGGGGCAAUUCAGUGACAACUGUUAAGGAGAAGGUGAUUGAACCUGUGACCGCAACUCUCGAAACAUCAUCCCCUGUGCGUGGACAAGCUAUCCAUGACCUGGAUGACAGUUCAACGUUUGAAGCUCCCCCUGGAACACCACCAUGGGACUACUUUGGCCUUUUCCAACCUGUUGAGAGCCAGAUGUCAUUCCAUGAUGACAAGGAACUUGGUCAUGACUUUGAGAAUGAUGAUGAUAUCAGGCGUCUUCGGGAGAAAGAGGGAAUCCCAGAACUUGAAGAGGAACUGGAGAAGUCUCCUGCUUAUCCUGAUUAUCUAAAGCGGCGCCUAGGACAGGAGAAACCUCCAGAUCUCAAAGAUGUUGAGAAAUCUCCUAUGAAUGGUGGAGAGGAUGAUCUUGCAUUGUCAGAAGAUGAUUUUGACAAUCCAACAUCUGAAUCUUUAGUGCGGAUGUUCAAGAAUCGCAAUGAUACACCCGUUGCACAUAUUGCAACAGAUCAUUCAUCCACAUCGCUUCCUAAAGAUGACUUAGUUUCAGAAACGAUUGAUUCUCAGCCUGAAAGACCAAAAGAUGACAGAGCAGUUGAUUCUCAGACUGAAAGACUAAAAGAUGUCACGCCAGAUGAUCCUCAGACUGAAAAACCAAAAGAUCAUGCCGGAGUUGAUUCUCCUACUGAAAAAACAAAAGAUCAUCCUGGAGUUGAUUCUCCUGCUGAAAAACCAAAACAUGACAUGAGGGUACUGGACAUUAGCAUGUAUGAAAGUGACGAAACGCCUGUUACAAGUCCUCCGAAAGAAAUUUCAUCUUCAACUGCUGCGUUUCAAGUUAAUGGGAAAUUCAAGAAACCUUUACAUGAUGUAAGGAAUGUGGCGAGGGAUUUAAACUCUUGCAUUAAGGAGAUUGAGAUCUUGUUUAUCAAGGCAUCUGAUUCUGGGAAAGAAGUCCCAAGGAUGCUUGAAGCAGACAAAGUCAAUUUCCGCCCUUUACUACCAGAAGAAAAAGCGCCGGGAUCAACAGCAUCAGGCUUUUUUGCAACAUUAUUUGCUUGUUGCAGAGAGGAAGUCCCUCUUCCUCAACCUCCUCCUCAGGCCGAAGUGAAGUACCUUACCUGGCAUAGAUCAAUGUCUUCACUUUCUUCAUCAUCUAGAAUUCCUCUUGGGACAACAUCGAAGGAAGACACUGACGGUCUCAAUGGAAAUAUCUUUGGUGGUGUAUACAUGAAUUCAGGCAGUCAUGCCUCCACACUGGACAGGUUGUAUGCAUGGGAGAGAAAGCUUUAUGAUGAAGUCAAGGCAAGCAGUGUAGUUUGCAGGCAAUAUGAUGAGAAAUGUAGGCAGCUAAGACACCAGGAAUCAAGAGGAGAAAGCCAAAUGAGUAUUGACAAAACCCGUGCUGUUGUGAAGGAUUUGCACUCCAGAAUUUUAGUGGCCAUUCAGAGAAUCGACAUGAUUUCGAAGAACAUAGAGGAUCUAAGAGACAAAGAGCUUCAACCACAACUAGAGGAAUUAAUUGGAAGUUUGACUCGCAUGUGGGCAACAAUGCUUGAGUGUCACCGGCAUCAACACGAUAUCAUUAAACUAGUAUCCAGCACUCGCAACAUGAAGACCUCAAUUCGGUCAGAAUCACAGUUCCAAGCAACUCUACUCCUUCAGGUUGAGCUGAACACAUUAUGUUCAAACUUUCAGAAAUGGAUAGCAUCCCACAAAGCAUAUUUGCAGAGCCUAAAUUCAUGGCUACUCAAGUGUGUGAAGGCACUACAAAGGAAGAGGAAGAGUUCCAGGAAAAAGAACAUCAAAGCUGAUCCAAUAACAAAGUAUGCUGUUGCGCCCAUAUUUAAAACCUGUGAGAGCUGGAUAAAUUUGUUGGAUGAUUUACCAACGGAUUUGGAGGAUGCUAUUAAGGACCUUGCUGCUGAUAUAAACCGUUACGUGCCACAUCAAGAGAAGCAACGAGGCGGUUCAAAGCUAACUCUCUCGUUGUCCCGUAGUGGAAGGUCAAACGGCGAGAUGGGUGAAGUCCACAGGAGUUAUACCCCUAUGGAUUUACAAUCAAGUUUGGAGACAUUUCUAGGGAAGCUUGAAAUGUUCUCUGAUGUUUCAUUGCAGAAGUACAUGAAGCUCAAAGAGGAUAUUGAUGAGGCGAAGGAGAGGUAUGAGGAGGCGCAGGCAGCCCAGCGGAUUUAAUUUCUGGCACAGAACAUAACUAGUCAUGUAGAGAUGUCAUCUAGUGUCGGUGUAUGCUUGUUGAAAUAAUAGGCAUAAAUUACUUUUGCCAUUUUGUAAGUUGCAAGAUAAGCCUAGGAACAAAAUUGUAGAGUACAUGCUAAAAUAUGCCGCUGAACUGCGGUUGUAAAUGUGAGGUGGUGAUAAUUGAAGUCGAAGUUGCGGGGGA